CUCUGUCUCCUUCGUCUUUUCGUUUUGCGAGCUCUCGUUCCCCCGGCGUGGAGUUAGAGCUCUGGAACACCCCGACCAUGGAGAUCAAUCUCGGGAAGCUCCCCUUCGAUCUCGAUUUCCACCCUUCGUCCCCUCUCGUCGCCGCGGCUCUCAUCAAUGGCGAUCUCCACUUGUAUCGCUAUGCGGCCGAUGCGCAACCCGAGAGGUUGUUGGCGAUUCGUGCUCAUGACGAAUCAUGUAGAGCUGUUAGGUUUGUGGAUUCGGGACGCGUAAUUUUAACGGCAUCGCCGGAUUGUUCAAUUCUCGCGACGGACGUCGAGACGGGGACUACCAUUGCCCGCUUGGAGGAUGCUCACGGGGAUGCGAUAAAUCGCCUAGUUAAUUUGACGGAGACGAUGGUAGCAUCCGGUGAUGAUGAAGGGUGUAUAAAGGUUUGGGACACACGACAACGUGUCUGCUGUAAUUCCUUUCAGGCUAAUGAAGAUUAUAUUUCCGACAUGACAUUUGCUGCUGAUACCACACAACUUCUGGCGACAAGUGGGGAUGGGUCUCUAUCAGUUUGCAAUCUUCGUAAAAGCAAAGUACAAAGCCGGUCUGAAUUUUCUGAAGAUGAGUUAUUAUCACUGGUUAUAGUGAAGAAUGGUCGAAAAGUUAUAUGUGGAACUCAGACUGGUGCUUUGUUGCUAUAUUCCUGGGGCCACUUUAAGGAUUGCAGUGACCGUUUCCUUGGGCACCCGAUGUCAGUUGAUACUUUAUUGAAGCUUGAUGAAGAUACUAUAAUAUCUGGAUCAGAGGAUGGAGUCAUCCGGUUGGUUGGUAUUUUGCCAAAUAGAAUUAUCCAACCUCUCGCCGAGCACUCAGAAUACCCAAUAGAACGGCUUGAUUUCUCACAUGAUAGAAAAUUUCUUGCUAGCAUUUCACAUGACCAAAUGAUGAAGCUUUGGGAUUUGCAAGAGCUCUUGGAUGGCAAUCAAAUGACCCAAGAUGGUCUUCCGGAUGAAGCCGAUAGUGAUGAUGAUGAGAUGGAUGUAGACUUUAAACCCGCCGAGUCAUCAAAAAAGUCAAAGAGAAAGAGGCAAGGCAAGAGUCGAUCAAGUACUUCAGUAUCCGACUUCUUUGCAGACUUGUAGCAGAAUGCGAAUCCACAAGGGUGCGUUAACGUCGUCUUCAAACUAUGCAUGAGAUGCUCAUUAAAAAGAAAUAUCCACUUGAAAUCAAGAGCGCCUGUUUUUUGUGUCGUAUUCAUUGUGAUUGAAGCAAAAUUUGUUAGAGAAGUUUUCAAAAAAUAGAUUUUCAUAUCCAUAUGGGGCUAAAAUUUUACCUACCUUCUGUUUUUUUCUUUUUUGUUCUGCUUUGAGAACAUACUGUAAAAGUGCACCAUAAAUAGUCUUGUUGCAAUCCGUUGCUCCUCUCUC
This is a messenger RNA of Ananas comosus (pineapple), 1415 nucleotides long. RefSeq names its product WD repeat-containing protein 55. Gene Ontology annotation, molecular function: protein binding. NCBI's taxonomy places the organism in Eukaryota, Viridiplantae, Streptophyta, Magnoliopsida, Poales, Bromeliaceae. The coding region runs from base 78 to 1130 and encodes 350 amino acids. The transcript is spliced from 15 exons. The record is from RefSeq and is a predicted model, not a curated record.